Aspergillus japonicus CBS 114.51 is the source of this 1482-nucleotide messenger RNA. RefSeq lists its product as uncharacterized. The transcript is spliced from 3 exons. Gene Ontology annotation, cellular component: mitochondrial inner membrane; uniplex complex. Gene Ontology annotation, biological process: mitochondrial calcium ion homeostasis; calcium import into the mitochondrion. Gene Ontology annotation, molecular function: uniporter activity; calcium channel activity. NCBI's taxonomy places the organism in Eukaryota, Fungi, Ascomycota, Eurotiomycetes, Eurotiales, Aspergillaceae. The record is from RefSeq and is a predicted model, not a curated record. The coding region runs from base 1 to 1482 and encodes 493 amino acids.
AUGCGGUUUAUACUAGGUCGGAUUCCGUCCAUUCCCUCUCGUCAACUACUACUACAACAACAACAACAACAACAAUGGGGGAGUAGUCGCCUCGAGUCCGGCUUCCCUGCUGCGCCGUCAAUACGACUUUCUACGAUACCAGCGGGCCACCCAGGGCGGCGACAGUUCCAGACCGCAGCGCCGCCGCGGGCGCACUACAACACGAGCACGAGGGCUGGGGUGCUUGCUGUCCCGACGGCGGGGCAACCCCGGUGGUUCAGCAGCAUCGACGCUCGUCUACAAGAGUCCAAAGGUCCGAAGCAAGAACUCGAGCGGUUGGAGAUCAAGGAUGCGAAGCCGGAGGAGGACGAGGAAGGCGUCUGUUCGUCCAAGGCCCAGAAGGGUGGUGAGGACAAACUUGGGCAGGCGAUGACAAAGGGGAAACUGUUGACCACGCCGUCAAGAUUGUUCAAGCUGCUUCUUCCGUUGUCGACCAAAUACCACCACAUCGAACCAAUCGCCUUUCUCAUCCACCCUCAGCAACCUCUUUCGCACCUGGAACGCCUCAUCCAAGCCGAGAUCCCGCCCAUCAAGACAAAGGACGGACAAGCUCGCGCCCCGUCCGUCUCCUUCAUCGCGCUCCAGCUCGAGGACAACCCCAUCCGGCCGCGGAAAGCCCUCUACGAGGGGACCGAGGCAGAGGUGCGCAAGUUGGAGGAACUCGGGCAGGUCAAAGAGGAGAAGAAGAAGCCCUCGGACGACGACACCUACACGUACCUGCGCCGCAGCGAGCCCGGCGGCGGCAAGAAGUCCAUGGAGCAUCGCUUCGUGCGGUGGUCGCAGUCCACCGAGGUGGGCGACUUCAUCCGCGACGCCGCGCGCGCGCGGGAGUUCGUCGUCUCGGUCGAGGGCGCGCCGGCGGGCCAGCACCAGAUCCACGUGGCGGUGCCCUCGUUCAACGAGCGCACGCAUUUCCUGCGCAUGCGGCUGCGGAAGAUCUCCGGCCGGAUCAAGAACAUCGCGGACAUCAAGCAUGAAUGUGAUGCCUUGGCGCACCGCGGGGCCCAGCGCGUGGCCAUGGGCGGCUUCGGCGUGCUGGCGUCCUGGUGGUGCCUGGUGUACAAACUCACCUUCGAGACCGACCUGGGCUGGGACACGAUGGAGCCCGUCACCUACCUGGUCAGUUUGUCCACGCUGAUGGGUGGUUAUCUGUGGUUCCUCUACCACAACCGGGAAAUCUCGUACCGGUCUGCCCUCGACUUCACCAUCAAUGCGCGCCAGAAGAAGCUCUACGAGAGGAAAGGGGUGGAUUUGCGAUUGUGGGAGUCGCUGAUCGAUGAGGGCAAUUCGCUCCGCAAGGAGAUCAAGUCGAUUGCGGCCGAGUACGACGAGGACUGGGACGAGCUGAAGGAUGAGCGUGACCAGCGCGUGACAGAAGCUUUGAAGCAGGAGCGCGCUCAGAAGAACGGCUCUCGACAGAACGACAAUGAUACAGACGAUUAA